This is a messenger RNA of Raphanus sativus (radish), 998 nucleotides long. Its product is annotated as oil body-associated protein 2B. Bases 111 to 854 code for a protein of 247 amino acids. The transcript is spliced from 4 exons. NCBI's taxonomy places the organism in Eukaryota, Viridiplantae, Streptophyta, Magnoliopsida, Brassicales, Brassicaceae. The record is from RefSeq and is a predicted model, not a curated record.
CGUGUCACAUUAAGAUCAUAAACGUCAUAUCUACCUCAUGCAAGGUCACUUAUGUCUCUGGCUCUCUUAUAAGACCAUAACACAGAACAAGGCUUUUGUCGUGUGUAACGAUGGCAUCAAGUGAUAAAGUUCCGGUGGCGUGUCCUGCAAGCAGCGGAGAAGGUAAGGAGCCAAUGGGAGAUCCGACGAAGACAACUACCGCGAUGUUAGACAAAGGAACGGCGAUGUUGCAGUCUAUGAAACCGAUCAGACAAAUGAGUCUCAAUAUGUGUUCAUUUGCUUGCUAUAGCCACGAUCCUGGCCGUCAGAUCGAAGUUCAUAUGUACGGUCACCGUGUAAACCAAGACUUUCUCCAAUGUGCCGUCUACGAUUCCAGUUCCUCUAAGGCUCAUCUCAUCGGGAUCGAAUAUAUAGUGUCCGAGAAGUUAUUCGAGAGUCUCUCACCGGAUGAACAAAAGCUUUGGCACUCGCAUGACUACGAGAUCCAAAUGGCUCUUCUAGUAACUCCAAGGGUCCCAGAGCUUGUUGCGAAGCCGGAGCUUAAGAAUCUUGCCAAAUCUUACGGCAAAUUUUGGUGCACAUGGCAGAUCGAUCGCGGAGAUAGAUUACCAUUAGGUGUACCAUCAUUAAUGGUUUCGCCACAAGACGUGGAUCUCGGGAGGAUCAAACCGGAGUUGGUGAAAAAGAGAGAUGAAGAACAUGGAAUCUCGACGGAAUCGUUGAAGCCGUCACGAGAAGGGAUUUGCGGACCGGAGAAAAAGAAUCUGAUUGCUGAUUAUUGGGUUCGGUUUAGGAAAGGCUUUGCGCUUGAUGUUGUUGAGACAGAUAUGAAGAGAACAGCUCCCUUCCCGUGACUACUUCCUUUUCUUUACUGAGGCAUUAUAACUUCGUCUUAUAGUAUAAUAUGUACGGCUUUUUAGUAAGAAACUGGUCCAAGUUUAUUUUGUGUGUGGCAUGUGUAUAAAAUAAUGUCUUAAAGCAUUAUGUCUUUAAAAUGA